CUCCGUAUCAUUGUUAUCAUUCCUUACUUCCGGUGUGGACUCCUUUGCCAACACGUUGCAUCCGCACACAGGUUUAUACCGGUAGAAGUAAACAAGAAGAAGACCAAAAUGACAUUUAUGACUUCAUGGGAAGAGUUUUCUAAAGCUGCUGAACGUCUUUAUUUGAACGACCCGUCAAAAUGUCGGUAUACAAUCAAGUACAGGCAUUGUGAUGGGAAAGUUAAUGUUAAAGUGACAGAUGAUACUGUGUGUUUACAGUAUCGUACAGAACAUGCACAGGAUGUUAAGAAACUGGAAAAGUUAACAAGCUUAUUGAUGAGACAUAUGGCAUCGAAGGAAAAGUGAAACUUUGUACCUUCCAGCGUUUUUGAGGUAAAAAGUGUAAAAUGAACAAGAUCCUACAGUACCACCUGUCCAUUGAAAAAGCCAUGGUAAAUCCAUCUACAAAGUGUUUUGUCUGGAAAACAUGUCAAAAGAAGUGUGACUUAUUGUUGGGAAAUAUUAGUUUUGUCGUAUUUAAUUCAGAUAUUUCUUGAAUAGACCACCGUAGACAAAACAUUAACAGGCUUAAUUAAAUAACAUCACUGUACCUUGGUGAACCUGAAAUAGUUUCCCAGUGGUAUAGUAAACACAGAUGUUGUUUACCCUAUUCCCAGACGUUUGUUUGCUGUAUUCUGAAAUGUGAUUGUUAACGGAUGUGGAAUUUCCUUGAAUGUAAUUGAGAGCCUGAUAUGUGAGAGUGAUUGUGUAAGUGGUGAUUGACUUCUAAUUUAGAUUGUAGUUUUACUAUGUUUUUAUAAGAUGUAUGCAUUUGGUUGUUAUAAUUUUCUUUCGUGAAAUAAUUGUAAACAACAAUUUUUGAAUAUUAAUGAGGUGAUAAUUGAUCUUUCAUGAUAUGUUAAGAAUGUGCCAGCCAAGACAGUCCUAGACCUGUAUAAAACAUUUACAGGUCCAUCUCAUUCGCAAGUUGAUAUGUACCUGUAAAACAGGAUGAAAAUAUUACACAGGUAAAGGGCCAUAACUCUUGGUAAAACAUUAUCAUGUAUCACAAGGUUUGAAUUUGUUCAUGUUGAUGCCAUUUGUGAAGAAAAAUUGCUGCCUAAAAGUAAAGAAUUUUAUAAUUACCAGAUCUAAUUAAAGAUGCUACAUUGCUGACAAAGGAGUAAUUUUGAUCAAUUGAAAACAAGAAUAGACAGAUGUAUGUUUUUAUUUAUGAUCAAAAGUUACAAUAACAUCUUUUAAAAUCAAAUUUAAAGUGGAUAAAUAAUUAACAGCGCCACGAGGAAAUUAUACCACACACCGCCUCUACAUUUGGCAUUUAACUUGGUCUAGUAAAAGGUCACUUUUCGGAUACCGUCAUAUGCUGGUAUUAAAGAAUGCCUUUUAAAGUAUUUUUAUAACAUUUAUAUGCUGUUGGGGCUGUAGCAUCUUUAGAUAUAUUAGGUGUUUUUUAAGUUGUACUUACCAUACUACUAUCAGACUUUGGAAAAUUAUAUUUGAUGUGCCUCUAGGAGUUCAUUAAUCAGGCCUUAAAUUUAAUGCUGUGAGAGGUUAACCCUGAAUGUAUUAUAUGAUUCAUGAGAUAAAACUGAUGUGUCUCUUAAAGUUCAGUAAUCAAGUGUUCAAUUCAAUGUUGUGAGAUACUUACCUUGACUGUACUAUACCUGUAUAAGGUCCAUGAGAUAAAACUUAAAAUCAAACAUUCACAUGUGUAAUUGGAUUGAAAUUGAGUAACCAGAAAGAUUUUAUAUUGUGGUUAGAAAGUUUCAUUGCCAGAAUACAAUAUUUAUUUGUCGGAAACUGUUAGGUUCUAUUUUAGUGAAGGAUUCUAAACAUGUUUAAGUGUAUAAUUCCCAGUACAUUUGUUCAAAGUUAAUUUCUGCAUUGUUUGUUUUUCUCUGACCCAUGUUUGCUUGUGUUGAUAAGCCUUCAAAUUGCUUUUCACUGAAAGGACAUGUAUGUAGUUGGCACGGACUUUGUAAGGUAUAAAAAGGUCAGUUAAUCCUACAAUAUGACAUAGAUGUGUGAGCAAAUUUUGUAUUACAAAUGUACUUUGAUUAAUAUUGAAAAUUAAUAUUAUGUUUUAUCAAUUCCUUCCCUUGUUUUUAGAGUUGGUAUAAAUUGAUUGAAAUUGUAUACACGUACAGAUUCAUUUAUUUUAAUAGUGAUUUAUUGUAAUCAGUUACAUUCAAAGGUAGAAGUACAAUGUACCUGCACAUAUUCAUUAUCUCAGUCUUUGCCAUAAAUUGGUCUGUGCUAAAAAUAGUGUUAGAUUUGGCUGUUGUAUAGUAGGCAUUGUAUAGAAUAUAGGAUAACUUUGCACACACAAAACAUGAGUUAGAGAAUUAAGGCUGCUGACAGAGGAAUCUGGGGCCUACAUGAAUUAUUUAUUAACAAUAUCUUAUUAUCUGUUGGCUUGACAAGUAAAAAAACUAUGUGAUGAAGGCAGAUAACUUCUGAAUCAAGCAUAGUACAUAAUAAUAUAUAACUAAGUCUUUUGAAAGUUGUAAAUAAACUGUUAAACAACCUU
Molecule: messenger RNA, 2530 nt
Organism: Pecten maximus
Lineage: Eukaryota; Metazoa; Mollusca; Bivalvia; Pectinida; Pectinidae
Product: signal recognition particle 9 kDa protein-like
Exons: 3
Coding region: 109-345 (78 amino acids)
Biological process (GO): negative regulation of translational elongation; SRP-dependent cotranslational protein targeting to membrane
Cellular component (GO): signal recognition particle, endoplasmic reticulum targeting
Molecular function (GO): 7S RNA binding
Source: RefSeq, a predicted model, not a curated record